UCCGUAUCCAUAAUCCAUCCAUAUCCAAAACCACCACCAAAUGACUACGACAAACACUCCUUCUUUAUCCACGCGCUCUCACAGCGUGUGCUCUACUCCACUACUGUCUUAACCCCGCCACAUAGCAGUAACUCCUCCCUCCGAUCCUCCUCUCUUUCCCUCCCUCCUCCUCUCGCUCGUUCCCUCCCUCCGAAGCAAGAGCGGGCCACCGGCAAGCGCGUUGGGGAAAUCCCACCGCCAUGGCCACCACCAUCAACGACCUGCCGGAGGUCAUACUAUCCGCCAUCAUCACCUUAGUUUCCGACACCCGGACCCGGAACUCGCUCUCCCUCGUGUGCAAGAAGUUCCGGAGCAUGGAGAGGGCCACGCGCGCUUCUCUCACGCUCCGGGGCAACGCGCGCGACCUCCACCGGAUCCCGAUUUGCUUCACAGCGGUGGACCAGCUCGACCUAUCACUCUUAUCCCCGUGGGGCCACGCACUGCUCUCCCCCUCCGCCGCCACCACCGACCCUCUCCUCCUCGCCCAGUGCCUCCGUGAAGCCUUCCCAUCCGUCACCUCACUCACUGUCUACUCCCGAUCUCCCUACACCGUCCAGAACGUCUCCCGUCUGUGGCCGGGAUUGCGCCGGGUCAAGCUCGUCCGCUGGCAUCAACGGCCCCAUUCGCCCCCCGGCGCCGACUUCGUUCCUCUGUUCUCGGAGUGUCAAUCCCUCUUGGAGCUCGACUUGUCGGAAUUCUACUACUGGACGGAGGACCUCCCGCCGGUUCUGGAAGCCCAUCCCAGCGUGGCUCGAUCUCUCACCAAGCUCAAUCUCUUGACGACGUCGUUUACCGAGGGUUUCAAGGCCAACGAGAUCAAAUCCAUCACGGCGGCGUGUCCCAAACUGCAGCAUCUCCUGGUGGCGUGUAUGUUCGAUCCGAGAUACAUAGGCUUCGUCGGCGAGGAGGCUCUUUUAUCGAUCUCCGCCAACUGUCCGGAGCUCAGAGUCCUUCAUUUGGUCGAUACGACGUCGCUGGCCAACGCCCGCGGCGACCCAAACGACAAUGGGUUCACCGCCGAAGACGCGCGGGUCGGGCGCGCGGCGUUAGUAGACUUCUUCUCGGGGCUUCCGCUGCUGGAAGAGUUGGUGCUGGAUGUGUGUAACAACGUGAGAGACAGUGGGUUGGCGCUGGAAGUGCUCGGGUCCAAGUGCCCCAGGCUGAGAUUGCUCAAGCUGGGCCAGUUCCAUGGGAUUUGCUCAGCUAUUGGGUCCGAGCUCGACGGCAUUGCGUUGUGUGCAGGGCUAGAGUCGCUGUCGAUUAAGAACUCGGCCGAUUUGACGGACAUGGGGCUGAUUGAGAUUGCGAGAGGGUGUUGUAGAUUGGCCAAGUUUGAGGUCAUUGGAUGUAAGAGAAUUACGGUUAAGGGGUUGAGGACGAUGGCUUGUUUGUUGAAGAAGACUUUAGUGGAUGUUGGGAUCUCUUGUUGCAAGAACUUGGAUGCCGCCGCAUCAUUGCGGGCUCUGGAGCCCAUUCGUGAUCGGAUUCAGCGCCUGCACAUUGAUUGCGUAUGGGAACAGGAGGAUGCUGAUGGCUUUGAUGGCAUUGAUUAUGGUGGUGGCAUUGGGUUGAAUCGCAAUGGUGAUGAUGGCGGUGAUUACAUGGACUUGAAUUGGGCGGCUGAGUACGAAAACAGAAGUAGCAAGAAGUGCAAGUUGGGGAUGGAUGGGGAGUGUUCCUAUAUGCCACGAAGCAAUGGCCAUGGCUAUGGUGACUGGUCUUGGUAUGAUGAGACAUGGGAGAGGCUGCAUUACCUUUCGCUUUGGGUUGGGGUCGGUGAGCUGCUGACUCCAUUGCCGUCGGUGGGUCUCAAUGAUUGUCCCAAUCUGGAGGAGAUUCACAUUCGGGUUGAAGGGGAUUGCAGGGGAAAGCACAGACCCACACAGCGAGAAUUCGGGUUGAGCUGCCUCGCAGGCUAUCUUCGCCUGUCCAAGAUGAAGUUGGAUUGUGGUGAUACAGUGGGUUAUGCACUGACUGCCCCGCCGGGACAGAUGGACCUUAGCCUCUGGGAGAGGUUCUUCCUGGCUGGGAUUGGAAGUUUGUCCCUCAGUGUACUCGACUACUGGCCCCCGCAAGACCGAGAUGUAAACCAGAGGAGUCUCUCACUUCCGGCUGCCGGGUUGCUGUCGGAAUGUGACACGUUUCGGAAGCUCUUCAUCCACGGCACGGCUCAUGAACAUUUCAUGAUGUUCCUUGUGAGAAAUAACAACCUCAACUUGAGGGAUGUGCAGCUGAGAGAGGACUACUAUCCGGCACCCGAAAACGAAAUGAGUACGGAGAUGAGAGUGGAUUCGUGUUGUCGAUUCGAAGAUGCACUCAACAGGCGCCCAAUCCUCGAUUGAAAAAUAAAACUAAUGCGACCUAGUUUAUGAAAUCGGAGAGGAAGAAUGUAAGGAGUUCUGAACUUCUUGUUCAUGCCUCACUCUUAUCGUUUUCAAUUUUCCAUCGAAUAAUAUCUUGUCAUCCUUUUGCCAAA
This is a messenger RNA of Pyrus x bretschneideri (Chinese white pear), 2515 nucleotides long. RefSeq names its product F-box/LRR-repeat MAX2 homolog A-like. Gene Ontology annotation, cellular component: SCF ubiquitin ligase complex. Lineage: Eukaryota; Viridiplantae; Streptophyta; Magnoliopsida; Rosales; Rosaceae. The record is from RefSeq and is a predicted model, not a curated record. Gene Ontology annotation, biological process: SCF-dependent proteasomal ubiquitin-dependent protein catabolic process.